AUGGUGUACAAAUCUUUGGAUUCCGUCACCGUCGAAGAUAUCGAAGCGUCGGGGAUAUCGUCUCAACUGGCUGAAGAAAUUCACCGGAAGGUGGCGGAGAUCGUUAAUAAUUACGGAGCUGCCACGCCGGAGACUUGGAACCUAAUUUCCAAACAUGUCCUUACCCCGAAUCUACCUUUCUCUCUUCAUCAGAUGAUGUACUAUGGUUGCUAUAAAGACUUCGGACCCGACCCGCCUGCUUGGAUACCCGACCCGGAGAAUGCAUUGUUAACAAAUGUUGGCCUUCUGUUGGAGAGGCAUGGAAAAGAAUUCUUGGGCAACAAAUACAAGGAUCCUAUAUCAAGUUUCUCUUAUCUUCAAGAAUUUUCGGUUUCAAACCCUGAGGUUUAUUGGAAAACUAUGCUGGAUGAAAUGUGUGUAAAUUUUUCAGUUCCUCCUGAUUGUAUCUUACAUGAGAGUCCAUCUGAAGAAAGCCAAGUAUUGAAUCCAGGUGGUAAAUGGCUUCCUGGAGCUUUUGUUAACCCAGCUAAGAACUGCUUGAUUGUUAAUAGUAAGAGAAGUUUGGAUGAUAUAGUAAUAAGAUGGCGUGAUGAGGGUGAUGAUAAUCUGCCUGUGAAAAGCAUGACACUUAAAGAAUUGCAGAUGGAAGUUUGGUUAGUUGCACAUGCACUCAAUGCUCUGGGUUUUGAGAGAGGAUCUGCAAUUGCAAUUGAUAUGCCUAUGAAUGUCUACUCUGUGAUUAUCUACCUUGCAAUUGUUCUUGCAGGCUAUGUAGUUGUAUCCAUUGCUGACAGUUUCGCUCCACUUGAAAUAUCAACAAGGCUUAAAAUAUCAGAAGCCAAAGCCAUUUUUACUCAGGAUCUUAUUAUUCGUGGUGAAAAAAGCAUACCUUUGUAUAGUAGAGUUGUGGAAGCUCAGGCACCUAUGGCCAUCGUUAUCCCAGCCAGAGGCUCUAGUUUCAGCAUCAAAUUGCGUGAUGGUGAUAUUUCAUGGCCUGAUUUUCUGGAAAGUGUAAAAAAACUCAAGGGAGAUAUGUUUAAGGCAGUAGAACAACCAGUUGAAGCAUUUACAAAUAUCCUUUUCUCAUCUGGAACUACAGGUGAGCCAAAGGCAAUUCCAUGGACCAAUGUGACUCCUUUCAAAGCUGCUGCAGAUGCAUGGUGCCACAUGGACAUCCGUAGAGGUGAUAUUGUUGCAUGGCCUACAAACCUUGGAUGGAUGAUGGGUCCUUGGUUAGUAUAUGCUUCAUUGUUAAAUGGCGCCUCCAUGGCGUUAUAUAAUGGAUCUCCCCUCACUUCUGGCUUUGCCAAGUUUGUACAGGAUGCAAAAGUAACAAUGCUUGGUGUCAUCCCUAGCAUUGUCCGGACUUGGAAAAGUACAAACUGCAUGGCUGGCUAUGAUUGGUCAUCCAUCCGUUGCUUCAGUUCCACUGGUGAAGCAUCUAAUGUAGAUGAAUACCUAUGGUUGAUGGGGAGAGCUUGCUACAAGCCUAUCAUUGAAUACUGUGGUGGCACUGAAAUUGGUGGUGGUUUUGUUUCUGGAUCAUUUCUACAGCCCCAGUCGUUGGCUGCUUUUAGUACACCAGCUAUGGGUUGCCGUUUGUUUAUUCUUGGCGAUGAUGGCCAUCCUAUUCCUCAGGAUGCACCAGGGAUGGGAGAGCUGGCCCUUGGUCCUCUUAUGUUUGGUUCUUCAAGUACACUGCUAAAUGCUAGUCACUAUGAUGUUUACUUUAAAGGCAUGCCUUCAUGGAAGGGAUUGAUUCUUCGAAGGCACGGGGAUGUCUUUGAACGUACCUCUAGAGGAUACUAUCACGCACAUGGUCGUGCUGAUGAUACAAUGAACAUCGGUGGUAUUAAGGUUAGUUCUGUUGAGAUUGAACGCAUCUGUAAUGCAGUUGAUAGCAGUGUACUUGAGACAGCCGCCAUUGGGGUGCCACCAGCAGAUGGUGGCCCCGAACGAUUGGUAAUUGCAGUUGUCUUCAAAGAUCCAGAUAACUCAACAACAGACUUGACUCAGUUGAGAAUAUCUUUUAAUUCAGCAGUUCAGAAGAAUCUCAAUCCUUUGUUUAGGGUAUCCUAUGUUGUGGCACUCUCAUCUCUCCCAAGAACAGCUAGUAAUAAGGUUAUGAGGAGGGUUUUGCGGAAGCAGUUAGCUCAAGUUGAUCAAAAUUCUAAACUAUAAAUUGGGGAACAAAAAUCUUCUUCAUGUAUGAAUAAGGUAUUAACUAGGUCAUCUUUUACGUGCUUUAAUCAUUGAUGGAAAUAAAACAAAGAGAAUUAAAACCCUAACUCUUUUUUCCUCUCUUUCUCUUUGGUCUGCAUUCUCUUGCUUUAAGUUUGCUUAGGAAUAAAUAUCAAUGUUAUCGGUACUGUACUGUACAGAUUUGAGGAAAACUGAUAAAUUGAAGUUUAUGUACCGUUCACUUUUCAUAUUGAUCCGUAUUGAUCGGUAUAAGAUUUUGCCUAUUAUUUUAAUAUUGUUCACUUAUCU
Molecule: messenger RNA, 2490 nt
Organism: Durio zibethinus
Lineage: Eukaryota; Viridiplantae; Streptophyta; Magnoliopsida; Malvales; Malvaceae
Gene: AAE17
Product: acyl-activating enzyme 17
Source: RefSeq, a predicted model, not a curated record